Molecule: messenger RNA, 2241 nt
Organism: Penicillium macrosclerotiorum
Lineage: Eukaryota; Fungi; Ascomycota; Eurotiomycetes; Eurotiales; Aspergillaceae
Product: Zn(II)2Cys6 transcription factor
Exons: 2
Coding region: 1-2241 (746 amino acids)
Biological process (GO): regulation of DNA-templated transcription; DNA-templated transcription
Molecular function (GO): DNA binding; DNA-binding transcription factor activity, RNA polymerase II-specific; zinc ion binding
Source: RefSeq, a predicted model, not a curated record
AUGCCAAAGGAAACCCGCAACGGGGUGCAGCGGUCUCGCACCCCGAAGGCAUGUGAUCGCUGCCGCCGGCAAAAGCUCAAAUGCGAUGAAGCAAGGCCCUGUGUACUUUGUCUCCGGGCUGGCAAUGAAUGUGAGACCUCGCUACGGACGCCUGGCCGACGGAAACGCCCGCAGUCUACGGUAGCGACCAUUUCCACCAAGCCUGCUGUAAAUACUCCGCAGUCUCAAGCAAGCGGAAACACAAUUUCUGGCCCAGUCGGCCAGGGUCCCUUGACUCCGAUCGCAACUCCGUAUUCAGAAAGUUCGGAAAUUCGGACAAACACAUCGACAAUUGACUUUGCGCGCAGUGUAUUCAAUGAAGGAGAGACUGGACGCACAUUCACCGGAGCAUCCAUCCCUGGUGACAUGGGAAAAUCCCCAUCAAAUGAAUCAAUAUGGACUUUGAAAGGGAUUCAAAUGCCACCGACUCCUGUCAUGAGGGCACUCAUCGAUGCAUAUUUCCAUCGAAUGCAAUGGUUUAUUCUGAUAUUCCACGAGCCAUCAUUUCGGGCAACGGCCGAAAAAAUACUCUCGCAAAGCCACUGGGAACGCAAGCAUCUGGGAUCUGUAAUGGCUCUACUAGGAGUUACGAGCAUUGCUUUACAGUCAGUUAUACCCGAUCCGUCAUGGGAAGGGUGUGAACUUCUGGUCGAGCAUGAAAUCGAUCCCAGCGCUCUUUUGCAGGGGUUUAUUGCAGAGAUAAGACUUCAUCUGAUCGAUCUUUUAGAUGAUUGUCAAAUAGAAUGUGUCCAAGUCUGCUCUUUAUUAUCCUCCUACUACGUUUAUCACAACUCCCCCAGCCUCGCUUGGAAUCUUUCUGGUAUGGCGGUGCGCGCGGCAUAUGCUUUGAAUAUACAAUCAAAGGAGCAUACAAGCAAGGAUCCAGUCGAAAAUGAAAUUCACUCUCGUUGCUGGAAUCAUAUGCUAGUUGGAGAUACCUUUUGCUCGGUGAUCUACGGGCGGCCACCGUCGAUAAAUACAUCAUCGGCAGGGGUGCGCUCCCUGACGCUUUCUGAAGAUUUAAAUAUCGACCCCUGGCUACUUGGAAAUCCAAUAUUGACUAUCCAAGAUUGGACGACGUCCAGCGUUCCAUUCCACAUGAUGAAGGGUGAGCUCUAUGGCAUCUCUCGCAGAAAUCUCUCGCGACUCCGCCAUCUUCAUUCGACCGCGGAGAACAUAGAAGAUAAACUACGAGUCAUAUGCGAAAUAACUCAAGAAACGGAUCGUCUACUAUCUCAAUGGAGAAGCAAGGUUCCCGAGCUGUUCGAUAUGGAGUAUUGGAAGUCUGAAAUGCGCUGGGAAAAAAUAUCCCAAGAGCUGUCUACACUCCCUCUGCGUACUAAGAGAAAUGUAGAAACAGUUUAUUUUCAAGCCGCCGUUUUACAAUUGACCUAUGAUGCUGCCAUUAUCCAAACACACAGACCACUCCUUGAGCAAGAAAUAUACAACUCAUCUCGGCAAACACCAUUUGUUGAGACCCUGCGCCAGUCCUUGGAGGCAGCCACUACAGCUGCCCUCCGUAUCUCGCGUGCUCCAAUAAACGACCUUCGAACACAAUAUGUUUCAUCUUUUGCAUCGUUGCAGCAAUUUACGGCUGGCGUUAUUCUCUGUAUACCGCCGACAAGCCAACCAUUCACCCCAGCUUCACUCGAAGCAAAGGAAGGAGUGAUCAGGAUCAUUCAUGCGAGUCGGUCCCAACGGUGCUAUAAUAGAAUAGCUCGACAUACUGAGCAACUAUUGACAGAACUCUUAAGGGUUACAACGCAACGUGAAAUGGCACGCGCACUUGGAGAUAGUACAACUAUAGGAUCCAUUACACAGCCUUGUUCUUUAUCUACAGAUGGGCAAUCGAGAUUUGGCACGAAUGUGCAACACUCUUCGGCGUCUAUUGCCACUAGUAGUGCGAUGGUUGCUCCGGGGGAGGGCAACCCUCAAUCACAAUCAUCCUCAGAGCACUUCCAACGCACAUGGACAUCGGAUCAAGACCUUUUUGCUGCGGCGAUGGCCCCAAGCGACUUUCCCUCCGCACAUAUAUUUCAGCAACUCGAUGAUACAUUCGGCUCGUUCGGUGAAAGUGGGAUUUCCUUUUCUUUCCUCUCUUGUUGCUCAGUCCUGUCCUCGCUGACUGCUAUUUUAGUGCUGUUCAACCUUGUUCCCGAUGAUCACAGUAGCUCCUGGAAUUGGGGCCGGACACUGCCAUAA